AAAAAGGCAUACUAAAAAGGCAUAUUAAAAGGGCAAAUUAAAGCGAACCCAAAUAGCGCCGCGCGGAAACAUUUAUCAAAACGCAUGGCGCGUGUACUACUUCCCCCCUUCCCCAAAAAACAAAGUGACCGUUUCGCUGGGACGAAUCGUCCAACAAAAAUCACGAAAUCACGAAGUGGUAUGUGAGGGGAUCCCCCCCUUGAGCGUAAAUCUCUCUGCGCGUAUGUCAACGUGCGGGUUUACACAACAGUAAGGUGAAGAGGAAAAAAAAAAGAUAAAAGGGGAAGAAAACGAAACGCAGGAGAAAGCGAAGCGGCGAUAAAACGAAGCACAGGCGAAAGCGAAGCGGCGAUAAAACGAAACACAAGAGAAAACAACGCAGCGAUAAAACGAAACACAGGAGAAAACAUCGCAACGAGAAAACGUCGCACCCCGGAUUGCCCCCAAAAUGAUGAACUUCGCAGAUACGCUGGUCAUCCUGAAUGACGACGCGCCGUGCGAGCUGCUGAGGAAGAAAUACGCGGAGAUGCUUGUCCCAACGGUAAGCGUGUCAAGUUUCAAGAGGAACAAAAUUUACAAAACGUAUAACAACGUAUUCCUGUACACCUACAGAGAGUUUGACUUCCUAUGGGAUCUAGACGAUAACAUUUUGCACAAGGUUCAGAGGUGCCUGAACAAGAGUGGGGUGCUCAAACUGGUUCUUUACAUAAGCAACACGGCGGGUGGGGACAGCCAAAGGCAUGAUGAAAUUGCGAAGAGGCUAAAGAAGGAGUGCCUCUACAGCGGCUUCAUCAACAUUUCCAACGAAACGAACAUGGCGGAAAAUGGGAUCAUCAUAAAUGUGACAGCAGAAAACCCGGAUUUUCUAUCCAACGAAGACGAUAAUGAUGAACAUUCAAGUGACGGAGAGGCGCACGAAAAUGCGGAGGACAACAAGAAGGUCGUCAACAGGGUGUGCGCUAACUGCACUUGCGGGAAAAAAGCAAACGGAGUUAAACUAGACACAGUUGCCAUAAAUGAAAAGGAAGUGCAGUAUCUUACGGAGAACGCCGUUUCUUCCUGUGGAAAUUGCUACCUGGGAGACGCCUUCCGAUGCGCCUCUUGCCCCUACAAAGGCCUGCCAGCAUUCCAGCCCGGCGAAAAUGUGAAGCUCAAUUUGGACAAUGAACCUAACUGAAGUAGAAGCGCUUCCCCCCACCCGUCCGAACCAUCACCCGAUCAGCUUUUAAAACGACCCAAUCGUCUUCUCCAUUUUUGCCGCUUCACAUCACCAUGAAUAAUUUUAAUUAGCCUGUAAAGCCCGCUGCCCACAAGUCGAUGGAGCAAUUUAUUUAUUUUUUUUUUUUUUUUGUCCCCUUUUGUAAAAGAAGAAAAGCGGCAUUUGAUCAUUUGAACGGAGCAGAGAGAGAAGUGAGCAACCGG
This is a messenger RNA of Plasmodium vivax (malaria parasite P. vivax), 1422 nucleotides long. RefSeq lists its product as hypothetical. Gene Ontology annotation, cellular component: cytoplasm. Gene Ontology annotation, biological process: iron-sulfur cluster assembly. The transcript is spliced from 5 exons. The record is from RefSeq and is a predicted model, not a curated record. Gene Ontology annotation, molecular function: iron-sulfur cluster binding. The coding region runs from base 449 to 1177 and encodes 242 amino acids. NCBI's taxonomy places the organism in Eukaryota, Apicomplexa, Aconoidasida, Haemosporida, Plasmodiidae.